AUGUUAAAACAACUGGUGUAUGAAAGUGAUAAAGUAGGGCUAUCAAUGAACACUGAGGAGUUUCUAGAGGCCAAGUUUCGUACGCUGGAACUAAUUACAAAUAAUACAAAGGAAGUGAAGUCAAACAAGGAGCGAAGUACAUGCCAUGUUGCCACACCUACCUUCGAGAACAGGAGUUGUGUAAUGUGUAAAGAAAGUCAUACAUUAUGUCACUGCAAGGAGUUUACCAAGAUGGAACCUACGGAGAGAAGCGAAUAUGUCAAAAAUAACAACUUAUGUUACAACUGUCUAGUACCAGGGCAUUCAGCAUCAAAAUGUCGAGUACCUGUGUCCUGUAGAAUAUGUCACCGACGUCAUCACUCCCUUCUACAUCAACUAAAGCAGACUGAGCCUGUGGCCCCUACGAGUCCCUCACAACCACUGGCUUCAUCAUUACAUGUUGUAGAAGACAUAGAAGAAGUGCAAGCAAACACAGUGAUCGCGUUACAUCUCAAUACUAGACAGAAUUCAGCACUACUAGCGACCGCUGUGGUGGAAGCAAGAAGCAAUAGAGGUCACAUCAUUCCACUGCGCGCGCUAAUAGACCAAGGUUCCGAAGAAUCAUUUAUAAGCGAGAAAGCGGCUCAACUACUAAAGCUUGACCGACAACAUGUAAGGGGAAGCAUCACGGGCUUGGGUCCCAUGAGAACAGAAAUCAACCACGCCUGUGAGCUACAAAUAAAAUCACAGUGGGAUAAAACAUUUGUCCUACCGGUUAAAGCUUAUGUAAUGUCAAAACAGCUGACCAGGAAGAUACCCAAGAAACAUAUUGUUCAACAACCAUGGCCUCAUCUACAAGGAUUACAGCUAGCGGAUCCUAAUUACAACAACUCGGGACCCAUAGAUCUCUUGCUAGGGGUCCGAGUAUACGCUAGAAUACUGCAAGCAGAACUAGUCAAAGGUCCACCAGGUACACCAUGCGCACAAAAAACUGACCUGGGAUGGAUUCUUUUUGGAGAGAGUGAUAGCACAUCACAAGAAGAUUCUUACCUCGUCAUGCACCAUCAGGUCGAUAUAGAAGACACACUGAAGUCUCUAUGGGAAAUAGAAACAGACACUAAGAGAAAACAUACCAAGGAAGAACAGCUAUGUGAAGAAAUCUAUGAAAAAACAGUCACUCGAAACCAAGAAGGAAGAUACAUUGUGAAGCUGCCAUUUAAGAUUGUGAAUCCAAAGGUACUUGAUGGAAAUACAAAAGAGAUAGCUACAAAGAGGUUCCUGCAACUAGAAAGAAGAUUUAAGCGUUCGCCGAACCUGAAAACAGAAUACAUAAAGGGUAUUAACGAUUACCUUGAAGAAGGACAUCUAGAAGAAGUACCUGAAAAGGAAAAAGAAGAUAAAUCGGUAUACCUACCACACCACGCUGUAAUUCGCGACGACAAAGAAACCACGCGCACGCGCAUUGUUUUCGACGCGUCCUGCAAAGGAUCAAACAACGUCUCAUUAAAUGAUGAACUGAUGAUAGGUCCACAACUGCAAGAUGACUUAAGAAAUCUUUUAAUGAGAUGGAGACUGAAACGAGUUUGCUUCGUGGCAGAUGUCCAGAAGAUGUACCGCCAAAUAUUGGUAACAAAAGAGGACGCAAAUUACCAACGAAUUCUAUGGCGACAAGACGAGUCUGAAGAGUUAAAAGAGUACCGUAUGCUUCGAGUCACUUUCGGUACCGCUCCAGCUCCAUACUUAGCGGUCAAGACACUUCAGAAGAUUGCUAUCGAUGAAGAAGAGAAACAACUCGGUAAAGAAACAAACAACCACAGCGAAGUGGCAAUCAAAACAAUAAAAGAAGACUUUUAUAUGGACGACAUGCUGUCAGGGGCAGCAACCGCUGAGGAAGCUAUUGCAAUAGCUAAGGAAGUAACACGCAUCCUGAAACAAGGCGGAUUCCAACUCAUGAAAUGGUCCUCCAAUAUGCAAUACAAUAAUGAGGACCAUUUCAUGAGUUGGAAUCCGCCUUGUUUCAGGAUGCGUGUUACUUCCUUAGCUAUUGCAAUAGCUUCCUCAGCGGUUGCUGCCCCUGACAGCAUGUCGUCCAUAUAA
Molecule: messenger RNA, 2076 nt
Organism: Cydia strobilella
Lineage: Eukaryota; Metazoa; Arthropoda; Insecta; Lepidoptera; Tortricidae
Exons: 1
Coding region: 1-2076 (691 amino acids)
Source: RefSeq, a predicted model, not a curated record